AUGACGGAGUCUGUUUUUGCGAAGUCUGUAAGAAUAGCGGCAGUUGUUUCACUGUAUUGGUAAGAAAAUGGCUCAGACAAUCGCACAUAUAAGAAUGAUUUGUUAAUUUAGGCGGCGAAGCGUUGCCACGUUGUAAAACUUUGUAAUGAGCUUCCAAAUUUUAGGUUCCAGCUAUUAAUUUUGCUGUUUUUCUGUAUGUUUAGGGUGAUUUCCAUAUCCAUGGUGUUUUUGAAUAAGUACUUGCUAAGCAGUCCGGAUUUGAAGGUAAAAAUAAUUUCUGUGAGAAAAAUUUUGAAAUGUUCAUCAUAUCUGCCCUAGUUUAAGCUUAAUUUUAUUUUUGUGAAUAACUUAGUAAAUGUAGAAGUAAUGGUAUACCGCAGAAAUCGAUGAAUUUAAAGACGAUCCAUUUUAUCAAUUAAUGUCAGAGCCUCUGUUUAGGAAGUGAGCCUGCCCUUUGGUAAGAUUUCUGUGUAACCCCAUACAUUUACAUGCAUACAUGUUUCAACCCUAUUCAUAUUAAACUAUUUAUGAUUCCCUUAGGAUUAUUCCACCAAAUUGUCAAAUUCCAGUGCUGUGUCGGGUUCAAGUCUCGCUCUGGCCACUUGCUGGAUCUGUUCUCGCUUGUCCUGAGUCCAAAUCCUAGGCCAGCCAACUGUUUGUCUGCUGCCAGUUGGGGUUUUUAAUCCUGUUAUGUUGUAUUUGAAUUAUUUGCUUCUAAGGCCAGGUUCAGACACCGCUCCACUCAUGUGCUGAACCUAAACCCAUGAAUUAAGUACAGCAAAAGAGUGGCGUCUGAAUCAAUUUGGUCUGUCAGUUUUAGUUAGGUGCGGCAAAAGCGUUUGGUGCGGCAAAAGUUUGACAGAGUCUGUCGAACUGUUGUCGAACUUAACUUAAGUUCGGCACACGGUGCACUGUCUGAAUCAGAUGUCGCACCAGUGUCGCUCCGAAGUGGAACUUAUUCAGGUACCGGUAGGUUUAGGCCAUGAAAAGUACAGUAUCUGAACCAGGCCUAAGUAUUUGAGUGCAGUACCUGUAAACUAGCUGCAUAAGCUAAAUGCACUUUCCACUAUAAACAAGCCUUUAAACCUUUUUAUUAAACCCCUUCAUUAGGCCCUUUGCAGCUAGUCAUUCACAUAGUCCAAACCAGCCAUGAUAAAGAAAAAGGGAUGCAAUUGGAAAAGACAAACUAAGGAGAAUGUUGUGAGCUCUUCAUUCGUCUUGUUCCAGUGCAUCCCUUGCUCUCCAGCAUGGCAGUUUUGUACCAAUAAUUAUUUUAUAAAUUUUAGCCCUGCAAAAUGCACUUCUUGAGUUUUUUCAAGGUUCACAUUGUUAUUGCUUCCCGGUUGGGGUAACUGCAGUCGUGCUUUCAUCCAAAAGUGACACAGUGGUCGCCUCCACCUAUAUUUUUGCCAUUAACCAUUAUUUUCACUCAUCUCCUAAACUCAUCUAGAGCCGAUUUUUGAUAUUCACUAAGUCAUAAGCACUUGGACAACUUUGCUUUUGACUCUGAUACCAAUUCUGUCACCAAUGAAAACCCACGUUUAGAGUUUAAGUUGCUACCCCCCACAAAACAGAAUACUAAUACCUUUUAGGAUAGCCUGUGCCAUGGACAGAACUAAUCCUCUGUUUAAGUCCUUCUUUGAGCCAGCAUCCAAAUCCUUGUGCUAGAUCCUUCACUGUGUAACAGAAUUUGAGUAUGCACCAUGGCUGGCCAGUUAAAAAGCCAUUUUUCAAUUGGCCAGUUACGUUAAAGGGAAAUUCAAAACACAUGUGGUAAUUUUUUAGUCUGCUUCUGGCCAGAACAAAAAUCUUAGUGCUGCUUCACAGAAGUUACUAGCUGGGGUUAGAUUAUGUCUGGGAUACAGGCAUGGUUCGCACAGGGCUUGUAAAGUUCUCGAAAAUUGAAAAAUUGUUGGAUAUCCUUGAAAAGUCCUUGAAUUUUCCACAGAAGUCCUUGAAUAUUUUUGAAAGCUCCUUGAAUAAAAAUUAACUUUCAUUUAAAUAAAAAACAUGUUUUGGGCAAAGGAAUGAUUGAAAGCACAGCAAUACACAGAUUUUCCUGGGUGAUUUCUGAAAUAGUUUAAUUUCCAACCCCCACCCCCCCCUCCAAUGUCUCUCCUUUCAGCAUGACUGCUUUGUAGAAAAUCUCCCAAUGAGGAUGCCAUCUGCAGUCAUUUGAUCCUGUUUGUUGCUUUCUUUUGCUUUUCAGCUUGAUGCACCAUUGUUUGUCACAUGGUUUCAGUGUGUAGUGUGUCUAGUUUGUUUGUUUCUGCUGAGUUUCCUGGGAGAAGAUUAUCCCUGGAUAGAUAAGUUCCCAGCUUUUUCCAUUGACCUGAAAGUUGCUAGACAGGUGGGUACGUGACUUGUUAGUCUGGCUAAAUUGACCAAUCACAGCACACAAUACUGAGGUAAAUCUCCAAUACUGCCCUCAUCAUUAUUUCAAAAUAAUUAUCUCUUUUGCCUAGGUCCUUCCCCUAUCAGCUGUUUUUGUUGGAAUGAUCACCUUCAAUAACUUGUGCCUCAAACAUCUUGGUGUGUCCUUUUACAAUGUUGGAAGGUCCCUAACAACAGUUUUCAAUGUGGUAAGAAAAAUUAUAUAAUAAGUUACCAUUACUCUAGAGACAAGAGUUCUUCUUUUAACAGUGUACAAUUAUUUGGGUUUUUCAUUUUGUUUUGUCUUUUUUUUUUCUGUCAAAUUAUUAAAUUUUGUAUUAGCUCAAAAGUGUCAUAAACUGACCCAAUCCUUCAACAGAUAUUUUGUUGGCAGACAUCUUGGAUCCAGUCUGAUACAACAGAAGUUCAUAAAACCAUAAGCUAACAAACAAGACCAUAAAUUUGAGGGCUAUUACAGUCUAACCUUGAUAUCAUAAUAAUAAUGGAAUUUAUAUAGUGCUUAUACAUCGCUGUUCUAACAAAGGGACAAGGGACUAGCUAAAUUUGCUUGCGACAGCGUAUAUCGAGGUUUUGUUAUAAUAUUAUCAAGGUUAUUUUUCAUAUAUUUUACUAUUACUUGGGUUAAGAGAAUCUUUUGUUAUACGGAGGUCUUGUAGAGGUUAUAAUAGAGGUUUGAUCACGGUUCCACUGUAUGAAAUAAAAAUAAUAUUGUCAUGAAACAUGCAGAGCUUACAGACAAUAGAUAGAUGAAAGUUGUUUAUCAUUUAUUUCUAAGAAAGGAAACAAAAAAAAGGUACAGUAAAAAUAUAAGUAGUUAUAAGCAAUUCUGAGAAUGAGUUUACCUGUAUUUCUUUUAGAACUGCAGUAGAAUCCCAAUUUUUCAAACCUUCUUGGGAAAAGCAAAAAGGUUUAAGUUAUAGCGAAGUUAAAAUAAUUCAGGGAAAAUCAUGAUGUUUGACUGGUGAAGGGAGUUAGUAUCAGUUCAAAUUACAGGUGUUUUGGAGAAGCAAGUAUUCAAGAAUUCAGGAUUCUACUGUAAUGAAGAAAAUUUGUUUUAAAAUUAAGACUUUUUAUCUUUUACUUUUUCCUAGAUCUGCACAUAUAUCAUUCUUGGCCAAAAGACGUCUAUCAAAGCCAUGCUUUGCUGUGCCAUAAUCAUUUCAGGUUUUCUUUUGGGAGUUGACCAGGAGGGGAGUUCAGGAGAGCUCUCAUACAUGGGUGUCCUGUUUGGUGUGUUGGCAAGCCUGUGUGUUUGUUUGAAUGCAAUCUACACCAAAAAAGUACUGCCUUUUGUCGACAAUAAUAUCUGGCGCCUGCAACUUUACAACAACUUUAAUGCAAUUUUUCUGUUUCUGCCACUUAUGGUCAUCUGUGGUGACGUCAAAGCUAUUUAUGGUUUUGAAAUGAUUACAUCCGCGUACUUUUGGGGAAUGAUGACCUUAGGCGGUCUUUUUGGAAUUGCAAUUGGAUAUGUGACAGGUCUACAAAUCAAGGUAACGAGCCCAUUGACGCACAAUGUGAGUGGAACUGCAAAGGCCUGUGCCCAGACCAUUCUGUCAGUCACCGUUAAUCAGGAAAUAAAAACAGGACUCUGGUGGCUUAGCAACAUGCUGGUGAUUGGCGGGUCAACUGCUUAUACUGUCGUGAAACACUCAGAGAUGAAAGCUCAACUCAACCAAAGGACCGUACCAACCAAAGGCAAUGGAAACGAGAAAGGCGGUGAUAAUGUUGUUUAA
Molecule: messenger RNA, 4130 nt
Organism: Porites evermanni
Lineage: Eukaryota; Metazoa; Cnidaria; Anthozoa; Scleractinia; Poritidae
Source: the annotation of a GenBank genome assembly